Molecule: messenger RNA, 1672 nt
Organism: Nothoprocta perdicaria
Lineage: Eukaryota; Metazoa; Chordata; Aves; Tinamiformes; Tinamidae
Gene: GTF2A1L
Product: general transcription factor IIA subunit 1 like
Exons: 10
Coding region: 1-1107 (368 amino acids)
Biological process (GO): transcription by RNA polymerase II; transcription initiation at RNA polymerase II promoter
Cellular component (GO): transcription factor TFIIA complex
Source: RefSeq, a predicted model, not a curated record
AUGGCGCACGGCAACCCCGUGCCUAAACUCUACAAGUCUGUUAUCGAAGAUGUGAUCGAAGGUGUUCGGGAACUCUUUGCAGAAGAGGGCGUAGAGGAACAGGUUCUGAAAGACUUGAAGCAGCUUUGGGAAACCAAGGUGAUGCAGUCCAAAGCAACAGAAGGCUUCUUCAGACACAGCCACCAGCCGCCCCAGUUCACUGUGCAGUUACCGCAYGGUUUUCAUCAUGCUCUGCAGGCUUCAGCAGCUUCUUUAGUCAUCCCGACUGGCAGGGGUUUCCAGCAUUUCACAGCAGCAGACCUGGGCGCCUCGCAGCCGGCUGCGGCUGUUGCCCUCCCGCCGGGUGUUGCUUAYCCCCUGCACGUCCCUGCCGGAGUGACGCUACAGACGGCGUGUGGGCACCUCUACAAGGUGAACGUGCCCGUGGUGGUGGCGCAGGCCCCGGGGAGCGCGCGUCUCCUGCAGCCCCCGCUCCCCCGCGGCCUCCUGCCCGCUGCGGAGGGGCAGCCGGAGGCGGCGGCGCUGCAGCAGCAGGGGCCUGAUGAUCUCCUCGAGCUGCUCAUCAUGGGCAGCGCUCAGCAGGACCGCGCUGACCUGGAGGAGCAGGGCAGCAAGGUGGAAUCUGCUGGGCAGAUGGAGCCCAAUUUACACCCAGGGAAGGAGAUCUGCAGUGACAUUGAAAGCAUAAUUCAGCUGGAUGGAGCUGGCGAUUUUUCUCCCAAGGAAGAAGUAGCACAUCCAAAAGAUAUGGAAGAGAAUGAGUUCAUUGGCUUUAUUGAAUCUGAAGAUCUAAAAGUUCUGGAGGAUGAGGAUGAAGAGGAGGACGAGGAAGGGGACAGCCUUUCAAGCACAGRGUCAAGCAGCAGUAGUGGUGUUAAUGAAGAACCUCAGAUAGAUCUAGUUGAGGAGGACCCCCUAAAUUCCGGUGAUGAUGUCAGUGAACAGGACACUCCUGACUUGUUUGACACGGAUAAUGUGAUAGUGUGUCAGUAUGACAAGAUACAUCGAAGUAAGAACAAGUGGAAGUUUUACCUAAAAGAUGGAGUGAUGUGCUUUGGAGGCAAGGACUAUGUUUUUGCAAAAGCCAUCGGAGAUGCAGAGUGGUGAAACUGCACUGGAAUAGGUACUUUAAUGAGCGUGCAUUUAUUCCCUUAGGACCAUUCUGUGCAGCGGCUAAACACUCUCCUGCUUUGCUAUUCUUCUCUAAAGAAAGAACAAACUUCAGCUUGUUAAACAAAAUGUGUAAAAUCUGUGCAGUUAAUAAUGCAAAUUAAAACCCUGUAUUGUUAGCUAUUCAGCUGUAUUUGCUGCUCUUUUCUGAUUAUUUCGUUCCUUUUCCCCUAGGAAGCAUAAUUGAAACGAACAGCUUUAAUGACUAAAAUGCUGAGUUUAUUAAUAAUUUAAGAAAAAGCUGUGGAAUACUAGCUGACAAUACCUAAGUAAAUUCCAGCGCCUUUGGUUCUCUUUAAAUUUUUAAGYCAGUGAACAUAUGACUUCCUUUAUAAACAACUUAAUUCUUGGAGAUUUUUCCAUUGGGGAGGAAAAAAGCUAACCCUUGUGCAAGUUUGAGACCUGUGGCUGUUUCAACUAUGCGCUUUUUCCUUUUUCUCUUUCCUCCUUUUCCGUUUCUGCAGUUUUUUGUUUGCUUCAGUGUCAAGGCAAGCACUUUAGA